Blepharisma stoltei is the source of this 3609-nucleotide messenger RNA. Lineage: Eukaryota; Ciliophora; Heterotrichea; Heterotrichida; Blepharismidae. The record is from the annotation of a GenBank genome assembly.
AUGUCAAAUCAAGAUAAUCUCUAUUCACGCUCUAUUGCUGCCAUCGGUAUGGCUACUCAAAAAAAGCUUUUCACCUUACGCGUUUUAGUUUCUGGACUCCGUGGGGUUGGUCUUGAAGUCGCUAAAAACUUAAUAUUAGCUGGCCUCCAUACAGUCACUUUGCAUGAUGAUGCUAUAAUUUCUCUCUCCGAUUUAGGGACCAAUUUUUUCAUAAAUGAAUCCCAUGUCAGCCAAAAUCGAGCUGAAUCAGUCAUCUCCAAGCUUCAAGCGCUCAACCCAAAUGUCUCAGUAAAUAUCCACAGAGGAGAAAUUACUCGAGAAGUCAUUUCUCAACACUCUUUAGUCCUUCUCACUGAAAGUGAUAGUGCCACACUUAUAAGGGUUAACUCCAUUUGCCGAGACUUAAGCCCACAGGUUGGAUUUGUGUCUGUCGAAACAUGGGGGACAGCUGGGCACGUUUUUGUAGAUUUUGGGGAUAAUUUUGAAAUUUCUGACAAAAAUGGAUCAGCCUUAAGAACGUACUUGGUUGGAAAUAUAAGCAGAAGCAAUCCUGGAGUUGUGAAGCUAAAUGAUGAGGACAAGCAUUGGUUUCAGGACGGAGACUACAUAAAGUUCAACUUAACUUAACUUAACUUAAAAAGACAGGUUCGUGCCCUUAAUUUUAACGCAAUCACCGAGGAUCCCUUGUGGGAUUCAUCCGCUUUGCGACCUCCCUCUCGCAUAAAGCGAGAGUACUGAGGCCUCCUCCUUGCCUCUUGUAGAAGGCUUCAGUGUUGAGUGGGCAGACUACGGGUUUGUAUGGCCUCCUGAGGCUGUAGCAGAUGAAGUUGGCAUUCCGAAAUUCCAAAAAAUGGAAUUUAUGGUAGCCUAUCGGCAAAAGGGAAGUCCAGAUCCUGGGACGUAACGCCCAGUAUCACGCUAGGUAGUUGCCCGAUUGGUCUAGGUAUUACCUGUAGACUCUGCUGGGCUUGCCCUUUCCAAAUCUGAACCCUCCUUUCCUUCGAGGUAAAAACCAGUUUUCGAAGUUGGACUUGGGCUAGGUUCUGCGUACCUUCAGAAUUAGUUGCCUAGCAUUGCUGUUCAUUUCAAGGCUAGAAAAACCCUUGCCGGAUAUAAUUAAAAUAUGAGCCGUGAGGCCAUACCUAGAUGAAGACGCCAUAUUUUAAUUAUGACUAUAUAAAGUUCAAAGAAGUCGAAGGAAUGACUCCUCUUAAUGAUGGCAGAGAACGAAAGGUCACUUAUAUUGACCCGCACAGCUUUUCUAUAGAUGAAGAUACCACAGAUUACCCUGAUUAUAUAAAAUAUGGGACAGUUGAAGAAGUAAGAAAACCUUUCCAUUAUGAUUUCCGGCCUUAUGAAAUUUCUAUUAAAAAUCCUGAAGGAUUAAAGCCUUUUAUGCAUGUUGAUUACUUAAAAGAAAACAGACCUGCCAAUUUACAUUUAGCCAUGCUUGCUAUCAGAAAAUUCCAAGAAAUCCACGGAUUUCUUCCUGAAAUCCAUAAUGAGGACCACGCAAAUCUUUGUGUGGCUUAUGCAAGAGAAAUUAAUGAAGCCUCAGAAGACUUUUCAUUAGAAACAAUUGAUGAAUCUGUCAUUAAAAACGUCUCAAAAUACGCAAGGCUACAAAUUUCUCCAAUCACAUCAAUAUUUGGCGGAAUUGCAGCUCAAGAAGUCAUAAAAUUCACAGGAAAAUUUACCCCAAUCCAGCAGUGGCUACAUAUGGACUGGUUUGAGCUAAUUCAGCCAUCUGCAAGUAUUUCUGACUCAAGAUAUCACGAUCUCCAAGCAAUUAUAGGAGAAGAAGGACUAAACAAGCUUAAAUCAGCCAAUUUAUUUAUGGUCGGAUCUGGUGCUUUAGGCUGCGAAUUUUUAAAGCUUUUUGCAUUAUCCGGAGUUUGCUGUGGGACUGGAGAGCUUACAGUCACUGACGACGAUAAUGUAGAAAUCUCAAACCUGACAAGGCAGUUUUUAUUCAAUAUUACCAAUGUAGGUCAAUCCAAAAGUGAAUGUGCUACAAGGAUAGCGAAAAUCAUGAACCCAGAAAUAAAUGUCACUGCUUUGAAAAACAGAGCUUGCCCAGAAACAGAAAACUUGUUUAAUGAUAGGUUUUGGGAGAAAUUAAAUGCAGUUUUUGGGGCUGUUGAUAAUGCCAGUGCACGAAUUUUUAUUGACCGAAAAUGUGUUUAUUACAAAAAGCCACUUUUUGAAAGCGGAACAGAAGGGACAAAAGCAAACUCCCAAGCAAUCAUUCCAUAUCUGACCCAAAGCUAUGAAGAUACCCCACAGCCAACAGAAACGAAAGCUAAAUCAUGCACUUUGAAGCAUUAUCCAUAUGAAAUUUCUCAUUGUAUUGAUUGGUCAAGAGAAAAAUUGUCAGAUUUCUUUACCUCUGGCCCUGAUGAGUUGAAUAAAUAUUUAGGAUAAAUAAAAUGGCAUUCGGUUCGAGAGAAAUUAGCUUUGCUAAUUUUCUCUCCCUCAUGGAAUUUUAUUUAUAGGGUUAGGUUUUCACUCGAGAACUUCUGGACUGCAAUAGUGGUUUAACUUUGGGAUAACCAAAGGAACCACUCCUCAGUCCUCUCAAGAUUUCGGGCUUUUACCUCUCAGCACAUCCCCACGGGAGGAUGACCCUUAGGCGGAACACGCGCAGGAGCUGAGUCGAGCGACAAGGGCGACGGCAACGCGCCGGGUGAGAGACGUGCAGCAAGGCCGGUGAAGCAGGAGUUGAUAGAAGGCUUGGACGGGGCUGACCCGUGCCAAGAUGGCUCGCCUACGUCACUAGUUUUGCCAUAGGCCCUUUUGGGCUGCGGCACUAGACACCUUAAACACCAGAUAAUUAAGUAAGUAAGAAUAAAAUAUUUAGAAAACCCAGAGGCUUAUUUACAAAAAUUGGGAAGUAUUGGGCAUUUUGAUAUGCAGAUGGCCCAGUUAAAGCUGCUAAAAGAAUUUUUAGAACUUUCUGGGAUAAGCAGCUUUGAUGAUUGUAUUAUAAUAGCAAGACAUAAGUUUAAUGAGCUUUUUUAUGAAGAAAUAAGGUCUUUACUACAUCAAUGUCCGCCCGGCACAAAAGACAAGCAUGGUAAAGAUCUUUGGACAGGGACCAGGAGGCUGCCUGAGCCUUGUAUUUUUGACACAGAAAAAGAAAAUCAUAUAGACUUUAUAGAAUCCUAUGCAAAUUUGCUAGCCUUUAACCUUAAUAUCCCUCAGAAUAGAGACAGAAAUUACAUAAAAGAAAUUGCGUCUAAAGUCCAGGUUAAGGAAUUUAUCCCAAGAAAAAUUAAAAUAGAUGAUAAUGAAGAGCAGCGGCCUGCAUCAGAAGCUGAAAUUAAAUUAAAAGAAGAACUAAUAAGCUGGCUCAAAGGAUUUUCACUAGAAAAUAUCAAGCCUAUGACCCCAAUUUCCUUUGAAAAAGAUGAUGACAGCAAUUUUCAUAUCGAUUUUAUCCACAAUGCUUCAAGUUUGAGGGCAAAUAACUACCGAAUUUCUACUAUAGAAAGGCACCAAACCAAGGUAAUCGCUGGAAAAAUAAUCCAGCCCUCGCAACAACCACUGCAGUUAUUGCUGGAAUUGUGGUCGCUGAGUUUAUUAAAUAUACUCUUGGGCUUGAAAUAG